AUGGCGGUCCCCCAGAGGACGCUGAACUGGCUGUACUCAGUACUAACCAAGGACCACCACGACCCCAAACAGACCUACCACGAUCCCAACCGUACCUACCACGACGUUGCCAACGGGCUGGCUCAAUACCCCUCACUCUCUCCUCGCACAGAUGUAUACACCUACGAGAAUGGGUUCUCAGCUCUCCUCCUCCACCUUGUGGGCACGCUGCCUGUUGCCUUCCGGGGCACGACCUACCGAUUUCCAAUCGCGCUUUGGAUACCAAAUACCUACCCUCGCGAACCUCCGAUCGUAUAUGUGACUCCUACCCAAGAUAUGGCUGUUCGCGUGGGCCAGCAUGUUACGCUAGAGGGGCGGGUGUACCAUCAUUAUCUGGCUCACUGGGCCGAGGCAUGGGAUAGAUCAACCAUUUCUGAUCUUCUCUCCGUUCUCCGAGAGAUAUUCGCGAAAGAACCCCCGGUUCGAUACCGACAACAGAUGCCACCUCAGCCUCAACCACAAGAGACCCAGACACCUCCACCAUUGCCGCCUCUUCCGCCUGGCAUGAGGGCUUCAGUGAAUCAUUCUUCAAGUCCUGCCCAUCCACAAUCUCCUAAUCCGCCAAUACAAAGUCCCCCACAGCUCCCACCUAAAGUUAGUCCAGGCGCUGAACACACAGAACAGCAAACGCAGACCGCGGAUCGAUAUCGAUCUCCCCCACCACUACCUCCACACCCACCGAAAGAGAAUAGACCUUCGCAAGUAUCCAUGCCGGCGACAACACAUGGGACCCCCUUGUCAGCUCAUGCGCAUCAGGGCCAGCAGAAUAUAUAUCACAGAAAUGCUAGCGGACCAGCAAGUCCUAGAUCAUCUCAGCAAGUGUCACUUCCUCGCCAAGAUGGCCCACUGCCUGGGCCUCAAGGGCUCCCGCAGCAACAACCGUACCGCCAGCCAGUGCCACCGUCUCAGCACCCGGGUUACCAACCUCAGCCCUCUCAACAACCCAUAAGCGGGCCACCGUAUCCUAUACAAUCUCCUCAUCCAUCGAGCUACCAAAGACCCCCCCCUGCUGCACCUGCCCCCAAGCAAGAGCCACCAGAUCUCCUCACAUCUCCUUUCGAGGUCGAGCUUCCCUCAUUUACUCCCACCGGGCCUGCACCGCCAAUCCCACCAAAUCCCGAGAAAGACGCCCUGUUGCAUGCAGUCUCGCAAGCCCUCACUGAGACACUCCACAGCCACGCCACGCAAACCGAUACUGCCGCCCAAUCCCUCGCCUCGCAGUCGUAUUCCCUGCAAGCCGCGCUAGCUACCCUCCAAGGCGAACUGACAGCCCUCAACACCCUCCACACCACCCUCCAGUCCAACACUACCGUUUUGCAACAGUCCAUCCACCGCGCCGACGCCACCAUCGCUGACGCCCAAACCCGCACGUCUGCCCCAUCCUCAUCCACCACCUCCGCAGACCUGCCCUCCGGCCUGCCCCCUAUAGACGACGUCCUCGUUGCCCCGACUGUCGUCGGCAAGCAGCUCUAUGAUCUGGUCGCCGAGGAGCAGGGUCUUCAGCACGCGUUGUACGCGCUGCAGGCUGCGUUGGUGCGUGGCGUGAUUGGCGUCGAUUCCUGGUCACGGCACACGCGCGGCCUCGCACGCGAGGCGUUCCUCAAGCGCGCGCUUAUCCGCAAGAUCGGGCGCGGUAUGGGCCUGGAGGAGACUACUACCUGA
Messenger RNA from Penicillium macrosclerotiorum, 1701 nucleotides. RefSeq lists its product as uncharacterized. Bases 1 to 1701 code for a protein of 566 amino acids. The transcript is spliced from 5 exons. Gene Ontology annotation, molecular function: ubiquitin binding. NCBI's taxonomy places the organism in Eukaryota, Fungi, Ascomycota, Eurotiomycetes, Eurotiales, Aspergillaceae. Gene Ontology annotation, biological process: protein modification process; protein transport; endosome to lysosome transport. Gene Ontology annotation, cellular component: ESCRT I complex. The record is from RefSeq and is a predicted model, not a curated record.